Cynara cardunculus var. scolymus (artichoke) is the source of this 3346-nucleotide messenger RNA. Its product is annotated as polyribonucleotide nucleotidyltransferase 1, chloroplastic. Lineage: Eukaryota; Viridiplantae; Streptophyta; Magnoliopsida; Asterales; Asteraceae. The transcript is spliced from 25 exons. The record is from RefSeq and is a predicted model, not a curated record. Gene Ontology annotation, cellular component: chloroplast stroma; mitochondrion; cytosol. Gene Ontology annotation, molecular function: polyribonucleotide nucleotidyltransferase activity; RNA binding; 3'-5'-RNA exonuclease activity. Bases 30 to 2819 code for a protein of 929 amino acids. Gene Ontology annotation, biological process: mitochondrial mRNA catabolic process; mitochondrial RNA 3'-end processing.
UUCUCACACACAUACUGGUUGCUAUCGAAAUGCUAGCAAGCAGUAGCUUCCAUGGCCGACCUUCUUCUCUUCUUGGACAUCCAACAAGAAGUAGACACAACAAACUACCUAUAUCCUACUCCUCCUUUACAAAACCCCACACGGCUCCUUCUGUCUCUACUUUUCUUUUAUCGAGAAGAAUUACCUCAAAUCGUUUCAAGAUACGAGCUCUAAAGCGUGAGUCUGAUGGUGCCUUAGCCUCAGAAGAAGAAGCAAGACCGUUUUUUCCGAACCGCCAUUCCGUCAAAAUUCCUGUCGGAGAUAGAUAUAUAACUGUGGAGACUGGUCAAAUAGGAAGACAAGCUAGUGGAUCGGUUAUUGUAAGAGAUGGAGAAACUAUUAUCUACACAUCUGUUUGUUUAUCUGAUGUUCCAAGCGAGCCUUCUGACUUUUUCCCUAUGUCUGUAAAUUAUCAAGAGCGUUUUUCUGCAGCUGGUAGAACUAGUGGAGGAUUUUUUAAAAGGGAGGGAAGGACAAAGGAUCAUGAGGUACUUAUAUGUAGACUAAUUGAUAGGCCAUUGCGACCAACCAUGCUCAAGGGCUUCUAUCAUGAAACUCAAAUACUAUCUUGGGUUUUGAGCUAUGAUGGUUUGCACCCCCCAGAUUCUCUGGCUGUUACAGCGGCUGGAAUUGCUGUAGCUCUCUCAGAAGUGCCGAAUACAAACACUAUAGCAGGAGUUAGAAUUGGUUUAAUUGGUGACAAGUUUGUUGUGAAUCCAACAACCAUGGAGAUGGAAGAUUCAAAAUUGGAUUUAUUGCUAGCAGGCUCAGAAAGUGGGAUAUUGAUGAUUGAGGGUUACUGUGACUUUCUUCCUGAAGAGAAGUUACUUCAAGCGAUAGAAGUUGGCCAGGAUGCUGUACGAGCCAUAUGCAAAGAGGUGGACAAUUUGGUAAAGAAGUGUGGGAAGCCCAAAAUGCUUGAUUCAAUUAAAUUACCUCCACCUGAGCUGUAUAAGCAUGUUGAAGAAAUUGCUGGUGAUGAGUUGGUCAAAGUGCUACAACUCAAAAACAAAGUGCCAAGAAGAAAAGCUCUCUCUUUGCUAGAGGAAAAGGUUCUGACAAUACUUACUGAGGAGGGUUAUGUCAGCAAAAGUGAAGUUUUUGUUGGUGCUGAGAUAACUCCGGACAUGUUUGAGGAUGAGGAUGAGGAGGAGGAAUUUGUUGUCGAUGGUGAAGUUGACGAAGGCGAUAUCCACAUAAAGCCAGUAUCUAAAAAGCCUGUUCCACUGUUUUACUCUGAGGUAGAUGUGAAGUUGGUCUUCAAAAGCGUUACAUCAAAAUAUCUGCGAAAACGGAUAGUGGAGGGAGGGAAAAGAAGCGAUGGGAGAACAUCAGAGGAUAUUCGCAUUAUUGACUCGGAAUGUGGAUUACUUCCUAGAGCACAUGGAAGUGCUCUCUUCACACGUGGGGAAACACAGUCAUUGGCAGUAGUUACCCUCGGGGAUAAACAGAUGGCACAAAGAAUAGACAACCUUGCGGGUGUAGAAGAUGUGAAAAGGUUCUAUCUUCAGUAUACCUUCCCACCCUCUUGUGUUGGGGAAGUCGGGCGAAGUGGAGCACCUAGCAGAAGAGAAAUUGGUCAUGGUAUGCUUGCGGAAAGAGCCCUUGAACCUAUAUUGCCUUCUGAAGACGAUUUUCCAUAUACCAUACGUGUUGAGAGUACCAUAACAGAGAGUAAUGGAUCAUCAAGUAUGGCAUCAGUUUGCGGGGGAUGCCUAGCAUUACAAGACGCUGGAGUACCACUAAAGUGUUCUAUUGCGGGUAUAGCAAUGGGAUUGGUUCUGGACACAAAGGAAUUUGGGGGAGAUGGAACCCCGCUGAUUUUAUCUGACAUCACUGGCUCUGAGGAUGCUUCUGGAGAUAUGGACUUUAAGGUUGCUGGCAGUGAUGAAGGAGUAACCGCAUUCCAAAUGGAUAUCAAGGUAGGAGGAAUUACUUUGUCAACGAUGAAGCAGGCUUUAAUGCAAGCAAAGGAAGGGCGAAAGCGUAUUCUUGCUGAGAUGUUGAAAUGCUCACCUCCUCCAUCGAAGAAGCUUUCUAAGCAUGCUCCACUUAUUCUUGUUAUGAAGGUUAAACCUGAGAAAGUUAACCUUAUUAUUGGUUCUGGGGGUAAGAAGAUCAAGAGUAUUAUUGAAGAGACUGGCGUGGACUGUAUUGAUGCCCAAGAUAAUGGAACAGUCAAAAUAACUGCAAGAGAUGUGGCAAGCUUAGAAAAGUCUAGAGCUAUUAUUAGUAACUUGACGAUGGUUCCAGUUGUUGGUGAUGUAUAUAGGAAUUGUAGAAUCAUGUCUAUUGUUCCCUAUGGAGUUUUUGUUGAGAUAGUACCAGGCCGAGAGGGACUUUGCCAUAUUAGCGAGUUGAGUCCAGAUUGGCUGUCGAAACCAGAAGAUGCUUUCAAGGUCGGAGACCAAGUUGAUGUCAAGCUCAUUGAGGUCAAUGAAAAAGGGCAACUUCGUCUAAGCCGAAAAGCACUGCUUCCAGAUCAAAGUACAGAUAAACCUGAUGAAAAUCAGAGUACAGCUGGAGUUAUAAAGGACAGCGGAACCCCACAAAAAUAUACAGACAGAGGUAAAGUUAGACAAAGUUCAAGCAUUCCAAAGGGUGAUGUAGCAGAAGCGACUUUGGGACAACGCAAGGAUAAAAUCCCUGAAACUACGUUUACCAAGAGAUAUGUUGGCUCCCGCAAAAAUGAGCCAAAAACAAGCAGCAGCAAAUCUGAUACAGUUGCAUCCAAUGACAGCGGAAGCUCAUUAGUUAAUGGAGAGGCUCAAGUUGGAUAAAAGGAACACACGAUAGUUUUGGGUCAAAGAGUAAUUUGAUCUGUUUUUGACAUGAAAGCUAUGGUGGAUGAUGACCUGCUCUAAAAUGAUGAGGAGUUGCAAUUUGGAUCUCAGCAUCAGUUGGAAUCAGCCACACAAGAUUUGUAUAAUUGUAAACUGUUAUGGUGGAACUGCAAAUACUAACUCAGAACCUUGAUGUCCAUGAGCACAAGCAGUAACAAGAACAUCCACAGGUCUCAUUCUACAAGGUAAUGAAUCCAUUUGUUAUUGUUCUGGGAGGACCCUUGAAAACUGUAGUUAUACACCAGCUGAUGCUGCAUUGCCAGAUGAGGAUAAAUUACGGUUAGUUAAAUGCUACUGCAGUUUUCCGUGACUCUAACGUAAGUUUAGUCCCACCAGUUAAUUGGUCUUGGUUAUGUGUUAUAGAACCAAGUUUUUGGUUUCAUUUUUCAGAAACAGUAAUGAUUUGAGGGUGUUUCAUAUUGCAUUCAAUCAAAUUGAUACAUGAGUGUGCAGCAUUUCAUUGC